AUCUCACCAUCAAUUGAACCAAAAUGUCACCGGCACUAAAUCUGCUUCUCCAGCUCAUGGGUCUCUGUCCUCGCCAAUCUCAUGGAGAGAUGAAUAACAGUGGCGACCUUCUAUCCCUCAGCUCGUCGAAGAAGCUCAGCAGAACGGAGGCCGCCUCCCAGCUCGUGAUUCCGGCUCCCGACUCGAAGAAGACAUUCAACACAGUCGAACUACACAGCACCACCUUUCUUCGCGCUGCUCCCAGUCCAAGAAGAAGAAGAACUCAACAGCUGCUUCCUCUGUAUCCCAAAGUCAACGGCGUCCUCCCAGCUCUCCCCUCCUUAGACGGCGCACCUUACAGCAGAAGAAGAGCUCUCCAGUGUCGGCGCCUCGGUCCUGUGCAGCUCCUCCGUCUCCUUCCCAGAUCCGUCGAAGACAACAGAACAAGUAGCUUUGGUUUUUGGAGUUCUCGUUCCAAAAACCACGGUCGCUUAGCUAUUCUCAAAUUCCAAGUCUUGGAUCCGGUCACAAGCCCAGAUAAAAGAGAAGGGUUGUGUUAUGCCCUUGACAGCCAACGUAAAAACCCGUUGAAUCUCAUGAACAUAGAUCAACGAAGUAAUUAUGCUCAUGCUAGGUCGUUGCCCAGAAGUGACGCGCUGUAUGGCUCGAGUACAGUGAUAACUGAACUAGAGCUGCUGCAUUGUUGCUCGGAUAUAGUAUUAAAUGAACAAGGGCUAUCGCACUCUCUUGGACGAAGGCGACUAAGGAAGUUAGUUCAUGAGAACAAAAUUAGAUUUGGCACUUAG
Neltuma alba is the source of this 785-nucleotide messenger RNA. RefSeq lists its product as uncharacterized. The record is from RefSeq and is a predicted model, not a curated record. The transcript has 3 exons. The coding region runs from base 24 to 785 and encodes 253 amino acids. NCBI's taxonomy places the organism in Eukaryota, Viridiplantae, Streptophyta, Magnoliopsida, Fabales, Fabaceae.